AUGGCCAAAGCUGAAUAUUUCUUCUGGACUACUCCUGACAAUAUGACGUGGGAUGACUUUGAGAAAAAAUUUGGAAAUAUCAGCGGGACGCCACCCACUGGAGAUUAUUUCAGCCCUUGUAAGAGGGUUCCAAUAACCAACAGGCAGGCUCUAGUUGUCUUUUAUGCGCUGGUGUCCCUGUUGAGCUUGCUGGGAAACUUGCUGGUGAUGCUAGUCAUCGGGUACAGGCGAAGGAGCUGCUCUGUUACCGACGUCUACGUGCUGAACCUCGCCAUGGCCGACCUUCUCUUCUCGUUGACCCUGCCCUUCUGGGCUGUCUCCAAAUGGAAAGGCUGGAUUUUUGGCACUCCUCUGUGCAAGAUGGUCUCACUCGUGAAGGAAGUCAACUUCUUCAGUGGUAUCCUGCUACUGGCCUGCAUCAGUGUGGACCGAUACCUGGCCAUCGUCCAUGCGACACGCGCACUGACCCGAAGGCGCCACUUGGUUAAGUUCCUAUGUCUGGGCAUCUGGGGUCUAUCUUUGAUUCUGUCCCUGCCCUUUGCCAUUUUCCGCCAGGCAUAUACACCCUACAGUUCUGCAACAAUCUGCUACGAGGUCCUGGGUGAAGCCACUACAAAUUUUCGGGUAAUGUUGCGUGGCCUGUCCCACACGUUCGGCUUCCUCCUGCCACUGCUGGUCAUGGUGUUCUGCUACGGGUUCACACUGCGCAUGCUCUUUAAGGCCCGCACGGGGCGGAAGCAUCGGGCGAUGUGGGUCAUCUUCCUUGUUGUGUUUGUCUUCCUGCUCUGCUGGCUGCCCUACAACCUGGUCCUGCUCUCAGACACUCUCUUAGGCACCGGCUGGAUUGAGGACACGUGCGAGCGCCGCAGUGACAUUGACCAGGCCCUGUCUGUCACCGAGAUCCUGGCCCUUUCUCACAGCUGCCUUAACCCCGUCAUCUAUGCCUUCGUUGGCCAAAAUUUUCGCCACGAGUUCCUCAAGAUCCUUGCUAACUGUGGCCUGCUUCGCAAGGAGUUUUUGACACAUCGUCACGCUGCCUUUCACACAUCUCUCACUGUCUGUUAA
Molecule: messenger RNA, 1065 nt
Organism: Peromyscus eremicus (cactus mouse)
Lineage: Eukaryota; Metazoa; Chordata; Mammalia; Rodentia; Cricetidae
Product: C-X-C chemokine receptor type 1-like
Exons: 1
Coding region: 1-1065 (354 amino acids)
Biological process (GO): neutrophil chemotaxis; immune response; G protein-coupled receptor signaling pathway
Cellular component (GO): membrane
Molecular function (GO): C-X-C chemokine receptor activity
Source: RefSeq, a predicted model, not a curated record